AUGGCUUUCUCUCUCAAAAUUGAUGGCCUUUUGGGCAUGCUUACCAUUCGGCUUAACGAUGACAACUUCUUGAAGUGGAGUUAUCAACUGGAGUCGGUACUCCAGGGCUACGAUCUGUUCGGCCACUUCGAUGGUUCUUUUGUUGCUCCUCCAAAAUUCGCCAUUGUUGGUGAAGAAGGUACUACUUCUGAGGUUACUACGGCCUAUAAAGACUGGAUUCGCACAGACAAGGCACUCUUGAGUUUUCUUAUUGCAUCUUUGUCAGAUGAAGCACUUGAGUAUGUCAUCGGGAGUCAAACAGCUAGAGAGGCCUGGCUUCAUCUUUGUGAUCGCUAUGCCUCUGUUUCUCGAGCAAGAAUUAAUCAUUUGAAAACAGAACUACAGACUGCUCAAAAAGGUGGAGACUCCAUUGAGCGAUUCUUGCUUAGGUUGAAUGGCGGCCGGAAUCAGCAAUCUCAGUUUCGUUCAUCUGGUUUUCGUGGUGCUUCCUCUUCCAAUUAUGGUGGUUCUGGUUCAUACAAAGUUGUGCCAGAAUGUCAAAUAUGCAGCAAACGUGGUCAUACAGCGGCGAACUGUUAUUUUCGUAAUGCUCCCUCUUCGGAUGCUCCUUCACCUGUUGUUGAGUGCCAAAUCUGUGGUAAACGAGGGCAUACUGCUUUGGAUUGUUAUCACCGCUCUAACUAUGCAUUUCAAGGGCAAGCACCGCCAUCUUCCUUAACUGCUAUGACAGCUCAAUCUUCUUAUUCUCCAGAGCAAGUCUGGAUUGCUGACACAGGAGCUUCUCAUCAUAUGGUUGGCAAUGCCUCUCACCUGCAUAAUGUCACUUCUUGUGAUGUGACUGAGAAUGUCACUGUUGGUAAUGGGGAAGGUUUGGAAAUUCUUAAUCUUGGCACUACCUCUAUUUCUUGUGCCAAUACCAAAGCUUUAUCUUUGCCAUAUGUGUUUCAUGUUCCCAAACUUAAAGCCAAUCUAUUAUCGGUGCAUCAAUUGUGUCAAGAUAACAAUUGUCUUAUCACCUUUGAUGCCUCUGGUUUUUGCAUACAGGACAAGCUCACCAAGCAAAUUGUUCUUCAGGGCAAGAGUAAUCGAGGUCUUUAUCACAUUCCUCUAGCUGCCUCUUCUGUCUUGAAUCGUGCCUCCUGUUUUUCCUCUGCUCCAGUUGCCUAUCUUGGCCAACAAAUAAAGUCCUCUCUUUGGCAUUAA
Messenger RNA from Prunus mume (Japanese apricot), 1203 nucleotides. NCBI's taxonomy places the organism in Eukaryota, Viridiplantae, Streptophyta, Magnoliopsida, Rosales, Rosaceae. The record is from RefSeq and is a predicted model, not a curated record.